CAUGUGUUGGAUAAUUCUAGAAAGAGCUUCGCAGUUUCUUCUCUAAAGUCAAUCCUGCAGGAACAGAGCAGUAGAUUCACCCAGCACACACCGUGUGGACGCGUAAAGACACCCGGAGAUUUGACAUACUUUAAGCUUAUUGUUCUUUGCUGUUAGCGAACGAGAAGCUUUUAUUUGACAUUAAACCGCUGCGUGUGUUUUAUUGAGUUUUGUUACCGUGUUACCUGAGUUGUCAAAAAUGUUGAGCGUCGCCAGAAACGUUUCAAGGACUCUCCCGACGAGCAGCUGUACACGAAAUGUGUCCUCUUUGAUCAAGAAGGCAUGCCGGAGCGGCUUCCAACCAGACGCGCUCAGAGUUCUGUCCAGGAGGAACUAUGCGUCAGAAGCUGUCAAGGGUUCAGUCAUUGGCAUCGACCUGGGAACCACCAACUCUUGUGUGGCGGUCAUGGAGGGCAAACAGGCCAAGGUGUUGGAGAACGCAGAGGGAGCCAGGACGACUCCUUCAGUCAUCGCCUUCACAGCAGAGGGGGAGCGUCUGGUGGGCAUGCCCGCUAAACGCCAGUCCGUUACCAACCCUCAGAACACGCUGUACGCCACCAAGAGGCUGAUCGGACGUCGCUUUGACGAUCCAGAGGUCCAGAAAGACCUGAAGAACGUCCCCUUCAAGAUUGUUCGUGCAUCUAACGGUGAUGCCUGGGUGGAGGCUCAUGGGAAAAUGUACUCCCCGAGCCAGGCCGGAGCCUUCGUCCUGAUGAAGAUGAAGGAGACUGCAGAGAGCUACCUGGGAACCAAUGUGAGGAACGCUGUGGUCACUGUCCCGGCCUACUUCAACGACUCUCAGAGACAGGCUACCAAAGAUGCCGGUCAGAUCUCCGGUCUGAACGUCCUGCGUGUCAUCAACGAGCCGACAGCCGCCGCUCUGGCUUACGGCCUCGACAAAACCCAGGACAAGAUUAUUGCUGUCUAUGAUCUCGGUGGAGGUACGUUUGACAUCUCAGUCCUGGAGAUCCAGAAAGGAGUUUUUGAGGUGAAGUCCACCAACGGAGACACCUUCCUGGGAGGAGAGGACUUUGAUCAGCACCUCCUCCAACACAUCGUCAAGGAGUUCAAGAGAGAGUCUGGUGUGGAUCUGACCAAAGACAACAUGGCUCUGCAGAGAGUCCGAGAGGCUGCGGAGAAGGCAAAGUGUGAGCUCUCCUCUUCACUGCAGACCGACAUCAACCUUCCCUACCUGACCAUGGACGCCUCCGGUCCCAAACAUCUCAACAUGAAGCUUACCCGCUCUCAGUUUGAAGGCAUCGUGGCCGACCUGAUCCGCCGCACCGUGGCUCCCUGUCAGAAGGCCAUGCAGGACGCCGAGGUGUCAAAGGGCGACAUCGGAGAGGUGCUGCUGGUCGGAGGAAUGUCCCGCAUGCCCAAGGUUCAGCAAACGGUCCAGGAUCUGUUCGGCCGCGCUCCCAGUAAGUCUGUGAACCCUGAUGAGGCCGUUGCCAUAGGAGCAGCCAUCCAGGGCGGAGUUUUGGCUGGUGAUGUCACUGACGUGCUGCUGUUGGACGUGACACCACUGUCUCUGGGUAUCGAGACGCUUGGCGGAGUCUUCACCAAACUGAUCAACAGGAACACCACGAUCCCCACCAAGAAGGGCCAGGUGUUCUCCACAGCGGCCGACGGGCAGACUCAGGUGGAGAUCAAGGUGUGUCAGGGGGAGAGAGAGAUGGCUGCAGACAACAAGGUGCUGGGUCAGUUCACUUUGGUGGGAGUCCCCCCCGCCCCACGCGGCGUCCCUCAGAUCGAGGUCACCUUCGACAUCGACGCCAACGGCAUCGUGCACGUCUCCGCCAAGGACAAGGGCACGGGCCGGGAGCAGCAGAUUGUGAUCCAGUCGUCAGGAGGUCUCAGUAAAGACGACAUCGAGAACAUGAUCAAGAACGCUGAGAAGUACGCAGAGGAGGACAGGAGGAGGAAGGACCGCGUGGAGGCCGUCAACAUGGCCGAGGGCAUCAUCCAUGACACAGAAUCCAAGAUGGAGGAGUUCAAGGACCAGCUUCCUGCUGAUGAGUGCACCAAGCUGAAGGAGGAGGUCACAAAGGUCCGGGAUCUUCUGGCCAACAAGGACUCAGAAACAGGAGAGAACAUCAAACAGGCGGCCACCACGCUGCAGCAGGCGUCACUCAAGCUCUUCGAAAUGGCCUACAAGAAGAUGGCAGCAGAGCGGGAAGGCAGCAGCGGUGGCAGCAGCAGCGGCAGCAGCGGCGGCAGCAGCAGCUCGGGCUCAUCAGAGGGAGAGAAGAAGGAGGGCCAGCAGUAAACCUUUGCACUUUGUGUCACUGGGUUUUCAUGACAACAGAGGACUGUUGGACUUGGGGUUCGGACUGGGCUGUGAGGGAGGGGGAGGGGGGCAGGGCAGGGGGUGUCUGUCCGGAGUGACAAACUGAAUCUUGGUCAUUCUCACCGUAAUAAAUUAUUCUACUGUGUUUUGAGCAGUAAGAUACUCUAGAUAAAUGUCAGUGUAUGCUCCUCCAUGUCCUAUGAUAUCCUGUCUGUUUGUAAUUUAAUCGUCGCAUAAAAACAUGUAUGUUUAUUUUUACACAUCUGAUACUUUACUUUCUGUUGUAGUAAAAGUCUUCUUUUUUUUUUUUUUUUUUUUUUUUGUCUAAGACGUCAUGUAGGUCUAUUUUUGUUUGUUUCGUUUCAUCAUCCGGAGCAGUUCAGCUUGUUCAUGUUGGUACCACAGGAGUGAAAGUUCACACGCUUUACUUCAUAAUAGUCGAUUGUUGAGUUGUCAACAUCCCUUAUAGCCAUCUUCUAAUAGUGCACUCAUCACUACCAGAUAAAGUACAGAAAUAUUGAAGUAUAUUUAAAAACUUGUUGUCCUGAGUGCACUCUAAAGACAUAAACCGAUGCAGAAGUGCCUGUGAGAUACGAUUUCUUGCAUCUGCAGCACUUGAAGAGAAGGAUAAAUCCUUUUUCUUCUGAUGUCCUCUGAUGUUUCAAGCGACUCGUUUAAGCCCAGAGGAUGUCAGGAGUCAACUCUCAUACUGAUUAAAGGAGGGAAGAGAAAAACUAAAUGAAGUCGGUGAGAAUGUUUUGAGGAUGAGGUGGAGCUUGAGUUUAUUUUAUUUGACAAAUGAGAAUGGAGGGUCUUGAUCUGUGAGAUCUUUUAAGUUCUCCUCGUUUGUAGUGUCCAUCUCCAACAGAGCUGACUCCAGGUUAACCAGAAAUAAAGGAGAUGAAUGCGGACGUUUCAGGUUGCACAGUAGAGGAUGAAGCCUUAGUCCUUCCUUGUGUCAGACAGCAGGAAGAAGAGUCGGCCGUGUCAUUCCCCUCCAGAAGGACGUGUUGUGGCUGCCAUACACUGCGCUCUCUGUGUGUACUGAUUGUUGCUGCGUGCCGGCCUCACUCUGAUCCAGACAGGAGGCCGCCGAUUGAUUUGAAAUUCAGGGGGGAAGGUGUUUUUUUUUUUUUUUUUAAGGGGUGUGAUUAUAUUACUGGAGUGAAAAUUGAGGGUCAUGAUAUGUGUCGUCUUUUCUAAUAAAAAUCAAAAACUUUA
Messenger RNA from Labrus mixtus (cuckoo wrasse), 3550 nucleotides. It is a transcript of the gene hspa9, whose product is annotated as heat shock protein 9. Gene Ontology annotation, molecular function: ATP binding; heat shock protein binding; ATP hydrolysis activity. Gene Ontology annotation, cellular component: cytoplasm; mitochondrion. The record is from RefSeq and is a predicted model, not a curated record. Gene Ontology annotation, biological process: protein refolding; cellular response to unfolded protein. NCBI's taxonomy places the organism in Eukaryota, Metazoa, Chordata, Actinopteri, Labriformes, Labridae. Bases 239 to 2308 code for a protein of 689 amino acids. The transcript has 16 exons.